Molecule: messenger RNA, 4231 nt
Organism: Struthio camelus australis
Lineage: Eukaryota; Metazoa; Chordata; Aves; Struthioniformes; Struthionidae
Source: RefSeq, a predicted model, not a curated record
AGCAGUGUUUAAUGCAACGUGUUUUAAGUCGGACGCUCCGGCUAGGCGCUGGUGGUCUGGGCGGCGCGGCGCUGCCCUGGUGCGCCUGCUCCCUGCGGACGGGGGGCCGCUUCUGCGCGGGGUCCGAAUAAACCUCCUUUAGUCCCGGAGAGUCCCUGGAAGAGCAGUGGGAACCUUUCACGCCAGAAUCACUGGGCUGUCCCGCUCCAAAAAGUCACAUUUGGGUUGUCUUGUGGAACCUUCCUAGAAAACAGGAAUAAUAGUAAGAAAAAUGUUUAAUAAAAGUAACUUCACUGAACAGUCAGACUGAAACAGGAGCAGGUUCUCUGGAAUGGUGAGUUCUCUUAUCUCGCGUUGUCCAGCAAGAAUUGGAAAGGUGUAGAGGGCCAUGUGGUUAUGAUAUUGUUGAGAUUCCACAAUGCCUCCUGCCAUGACAGACAGCCUUGACAUCUGGGCAGUGGAUUCACAGAUUGGUGCUGAUGGCUCAAUAUCUGUGGACUUCCUGUUGCCCACUGGAAUCUACAUCAACCUGGACGUCCCUCGAGAUGCCACCAUAUCUCAUAUUAAACAGAAUAACCUCAAGACAAAGACCAAAGAGAAGGCAAAGCAAAUGUUUAAAGAUAGAAAUCUCCUUAUGGAGAUCGACUCGUACAUGUUCUCAUGUGUGAAUCAGACUGCUGUGCAUGAAGAAUUAGAGGAUGAAACUCGGAGACUUUGCGACGUUAGACCCUUUCUUCCUGUCCUUAAACUAGUGACAAGGAAUUGUGAUCCAGGAGAAAAGUUGGAUUCUAAAAUAGGUGUCCUUAUAGGCAAAGGUCUCCAUGAGUUUGAUGCUUUACAAGACCCUGAAGUGAAUGACUUCCGAGCCAAAAUGCGAAGAAUCAGUGAGGAGAAGAUUCAGUCGCUUGUCGGUCUCUCUUGGAUGGACUGGUUAAAGCACACUUACCCGCCAGAACAGGAACCUGUUAUCCAGGAGAGCUUCCAAGAUAAGCUCUAUAGCGGAAAUCUUGUAGUUGCCAUUCAUUUCGAUAACUGCCAGGAUGUAUUUAGUUUUCAGGUAUCUCCUAACAUGAAUCCCAUCAAGCUGAAUGAACUGGCAAUCCGAAAACGUUUGACUAUCCAUGGAAAAGAAGAUGAGGAAGUUGAUCCCGCUGACUAUGUGCUGCAAGUUAGUGGGAGGCUAGAGUAUGUUUUUGGUGACCACCCGUUAAUUCAAUUUCAGUAUAUCCGCAACUGUGUGAUGAACAGGACUCUUCCUCAACUGACUCUAGUCGAGUGUUGCACCAUAAAAAAAAUGUGUGAGCAGGAGAUGAUUGCCAUAGAAGCUGCCGUAAACCGAAAAUCAUCCAACCUUCCUCUUCCUCUGCCACCAAAAAAAACAAGAAUAACAACUAGUGUAUGGGAUAUUUGCAACCCUUUCAAGAUCGUUCUGUUGAAGGGCAAUAAACUAAAUACAGAAGAAAAUGCAAAAGUUCAUGUUAGGGCUGGUCUUUUCCAUGGCACAGAGCUCCUUUGUAAGACUGUUGUAAGCACAGAAAUAUCUGGGAGAAGUGACCAUGUUUGGAAUGAAAUACUGGAGUUUGAAAUUAAUGUCUGUGAUCUACCAAGAAUGGCGAGGCUCUGCUUUGCAGUUUAUGCUGUGAUGGAUAAGGUGAAAACUAAAAAGUCAACCAAGGCAAUGAAUCCUUCCAAAUACCAGACCAUUAGGAAAGCAGGGAAAGUGCACUAUCCUGUAGCCUGGGUAAAUACCAUGAUAUUUGAUUAUAAAGGACAACUGAAGAAUGGAGAACUCAUGCUGCACAGCUGGUCAUCGUUUCCUGAUGAACUUGAAGAAAUGUUAAAUCCAAUGGGAACAGUCCAGACUAACCCUUACACUGAAAAUGCAACAGCUUUGCAGAUUAGAUUUCAAGAAUAUUCAAAACAACCUAUUAGUUACCCUCCCUUCGAUAAGAUACUUGAAAAGGCAGCUGAGAUUGCAAGAAACAGUGACAAUGCUGCAAUGGCGGGUCGAGGUGGUAAGAAGUUUUAUGUUGUGCUAAAAGAUAUAAUGGAAAGAGAUCCCUUAUCUCAGCUCUGUGAAAAUGAAAUGGAUCUUAUUUGGACUUUGCGAUAUGACUGUCGCGAAAAUUUUCCACAAUCAUUGCCAAAACUGCUGCUUUCUUUGAAGUGGAACAAACUUGAAGACGUUGCUCAGCUUCAGGCUCUUCUUCAGAUAUGGCCCAAGCUGCUGCCUAGAGAAGCAUUAGAGUUGCUGGAUUUCAAUUACCCAGACCAGUAUGUGAGAGAAUACGCAGUGGGCUGCUUAAAGCAAAUGAGUGAUGAAGAGCUCUCUCAGUAUCUUCUUCAACUUGUGCAAGUCCUGAAAUAUGAACCUUUUCUUGAUUGCGCUCUCUCCAGAUUUCUACUAGAGAGAGCGCUUGCUAAUAGGAGAAUAGGGCAGAUGUUGUUUUGGCAUCUAAGGUCAGAGAUUCAUAUACCUGCUGUUUCAGUGCAGUUCGGUUUGAUACUUGAAGCUUACUGCCGAGGAAGUGUUGCACACAUGAAAGUGCUUGCUAAACAGGUGGAAGCCCUUAAUAAAAUGAAGACUUUAAAUAGUCUAAUUAAGCUGAAUGCCAUGAAACAAAGCAAAGCAAAAGGAAAAGAUGCAAUGCACACGUGUUUGAAACAAAAUGCUUACAGGGAAGCACUUUCUGACCUCCAGUCUCCUCUGAAUCCUUCUGUUAUACUUUCAGAACUGCAUGUUGAGAAGUGUAAGUACAUGGAUUCUAAAAUGAAGCCUCUGUGGAUAGUAUACAACAAUAAGAUGUUUGGGGGAGAUCUUGUAGGGAUCAUCUUUAAAAAUGGUGAUGAUCUCCGGCAGGACAUGUUGACGCUCCAAAUACUGCGUUUGAUGGAUGUACUUUGGAAAGAAGCCGGUCUGGAUCUCCGGAUAUUGCCGUAUGGUUGUUUAGCAACUGGAGAUCACUCUGGCCUAAUUGAGGCUGUCUCUAGUUCAGAAACCAUUGCUGACAUUCAGUUAAAUAGUAGCAAUGUUGCUGCUGCUGCUGCCUUCAACAAAGAUGCUCUCUUAAACUGGCUGAAGGAAUACAAUUUGGGAGAUGACUUGGAUCGAGCCAUUGAAGAAUUUACUCUGUCUUGUGCUGGCUACUGUGUAGCUACUUACGUACUGGGGAUUGGUGACAGACACAGUGACAACAUCAUGGUCAGAAAAAAUGGUCAGCUCUUUCAUAUAGAUUUUGGGCAUAUUCUUGGAAACUUCAAGUCCAAGUUUGGAAUUAAAAGGGAACGGGUACCUUUCAUUCUUACCUAUGAUUUCAUUCAUGUCAUUCAACAAGGAAAAACGGGGAACACCGAGAAAUUUGGUCGGUUCCGCCAAUGUUGUGAAGACGCAUACUUGAUUCUGCGAAAACAUGGGAACUUAUUUAUUACACUCUUUGCACUGAUGUUAACUGCAGGGCUUCCAGAGCUAACGUCUGUCAAGGACAUCCAGUAUCUCAAGGACUCUCUUGCCUUAGGGAAGAGUGAGGAAGAAGCACUAAAACAAUUUAAGCAAAAGUUUGAUGAAGCACUCCGGGAAAGUUGGACUACUAAAGUGAAUUGGAUGGCCCACACUGUUCGAAAAGACUACAGAUCCUAGAAGAUUUUUGGAGUUGCAUUAAUCUGAAUGUUGCCUUGAUAAGUGUUUUUAAAAGGGAUCUGUAGUCUGGACCAACAAAACUUAUUUUAAAUAAGAAAACAAAACAACAACAAAAAGAAAUGACCUGAAAUAAUUCCUGAUUCUUUUGCACUCUGCUUCUGACUGCUUGAUCCCAAGACUUUCCAUGCAGAUAGGAAACAUGCCUGCUGACUUUGCACGCUGAGAGCUACUAGGCAUUUUUUAAAAUUCUUUGGUACUUUAAGGAGGUGUAAAUAUUUGUUUUUAUAUGUUAGGGUAAUAUACUCUAACACAUUCAGGAGGUUUGAAGACCUCUGAAAGAACUGUUUUUUGUUUCAAAAUCGGGACGCAAAAGGAGUAAAAAUUUUUUGAGAUGCUAAUCUAGCUAAAAAUGACCAUAUUGUGUGUAUUUUUCAUAUGAAUUCUGCCAUACUGGCACAGAUGCAUUAAUUCUACUGUAAAUAGCAACCACAGUAUCGUUGUACUACAGGGAGCUGCUUAAUGUCUUAUACUGCUGCCGAAAGAAGAGUAGACAGAUUUUUGUAAGAUUGGGGGGGGGGGGGGGGGGUUUUGAAA